Molecule: messenger RNA, 537 nt
Organism: Closterium sp. NIES-65
Lineage: Eukaryota; Viridiplantae; Streptophyta; Zygnematophyceae; Desmidiales; Closteriaceae
Source: the annotation of a GenBank genome assembly
AUGGAGAUGAGAAUAGGGGCGUUGGGCGUGCAGGUGGAAGAGACAAGGAGGGUGUUAGAGGAGGCUGAUAAGAAAAAUGCAGAGAACUUGAGAGAGCUGCGCGGACAGGUGGAAGAGACAAGGAGGGCGUUAGAGGAGGCUGAUAAGAAAAAUGCAGAGAACUUGAGAGAGCUGCGCGGACAGGUGGAAGAGACAAGGCGGGCGUUAGAGGUGGCUGAUAGGAGAAAGGCAGAGAACUUGAGAGAGCUGCGCGGACAGGUGGAAGAGACAAGGAGGGCGUUAGAGGAGGCUGGUAGGAGAAAGGCAGAGAACUUGAGAGAGCUGCACGGACAGGUGGAAGAGACAAGAAGGGCGUUAGAGGAGGCUGAUAAGAAACGAGUGGUGGACAAGAGGGAGAUGAGACUGCAGGUGGAGGACAGGGAGCGAGAGCUGAUUGCGAAGUUGGCAGCUGUGAAGGGAGCGCUGACUAGUGAGAGGGAAGAAGGGGUGAAGGCAGGGGGUGUGAAGUAUGUGGGUGGGCAUGCAUGGGAGCAGUGA